This is a messenger RNA of Magallana angulata, 1363 nucleotides long. RefSeq names its product 1-deoxyxylulose-5-phosphate synthase YajO-like. Gene Ontology annotation, molecular function: oxidoreductase activity. NCBI's taxonomy places the organism in Eukaryota, Metazoa, Mollusca, Bivalvia, Ostreida, Ostreidae. Bases 72 to 1145 code for a protein of 357 amino acids. The transcript is spliced from 9 exons. The record is from RefSeq and is a predicted model, not a curated record.
UGUUUGUGUUACAUUGUCGGCAUUUCCCGAACAGGGCCUUACAGGGGAGGAGUUUGCAAGUACAUUUUACGAUGGAGUACAACUAUUUAGGUCGCUCUGGACUUCGUGUUUCUAAUAUUUGUCUUGGAACAAUGACAUUUGGCAAAGAACGGGUGGAUGCAGCAUUAUCUCACGAAAUACUUGACAAGUUCGUUUCACUGGGAGGGAACUUCAUCGACACUGCGAACGUAUACAGCAUUGGGAUAUCUGAAAGCAUUAUUGGACAAUGGCUGAUCAAACAAAAGCGAGAAGACUUAGUAAUUGCCACCAAAGUCAGAGGAACGAUGGGAGACAAUGUGAACAAUGUAGGGCUAGGGAGAAAACACAUUCUACAGAGCUGUGAGGAGAGCCUCAAGCGACUUCAGACAGACUACAUCGACCUGUAUCAGAUCCACUGCUGGGACGAUGCUGUCCCCCCUGAGGAAUGGCUGGGGGCCCUGAGGGACCUGGUCAGUGCCGGCAAGGUGCGCUAUGUGGGUGUGUCCAACGUGUGUGGAUGGCAGCUACAGAAAGCCGUGGACCUCUGUAAAUACGAGAAAUACCCACCCAUUAUUUCUCUUCAGCAACAGUAUAACUUACUUUGCCGACAUCCGGAGUUUGAGGAGUUCCAGGUCUGCAAAAAUGAAGGGGUUGGUGUCUUACCAUGGAGCCCAUUGAAGGGAGGACUUCUGACUGGUAAAUACAAGCGUGGAGUCAAACCUGAUAAGUCUGAGGGGAGGGUGGGCGUUAUAGCCCAGGACGAAUCAAAAGCCGUGCAGUCCGCGCCUGCAUGGAGUCAAUAUGACAACAACGAAGAAUAUUGGAAACUGAUGGAGGCCUUGGGAAAAUGUGCCAAAGAAACUGGAAAAACAAUUCCACAGGUGGCUAUUAAAUGGCUACUUCAAAAAGAUGUGGUUCCAUCAGUAAUAAUUGGAGCCACUUCAGUCAAACAGUUGGAAGACAACAUUGGGGCAGCUUCAAACUGGCGACUCUCCAAAGAACAGAUGGACGAAAUUGACAGUCUUUCCCAGCCAGAUAUUCCCUAUCCGUAUGAGAUGUCAUGGCGCUUCAACAAAAUUAGAAUCAAUCCAUUUUUCCCACAGGCUUACGUACAAAAUAAACUGUAAAUAAUCGACGACAUCGUCCGGUGUACGCAUUGAUCAUACUUAAGUUUUCAAAAUGAUGUGGCAUUGGCACAAAACAUCGUUUUGAAUCAAAUCAUGAUAUAAAAUGAUGAUAAUCGUAGAAUUGUUUUUAAGAUUCAUUAAAUUUGAUUACAUUGAUGGCCAAUAUUGAGAACAGAUAAAUACUUUUGUUGGAAUUAAAGCAAAAUACUUAUACAUCA